Lottia gigantea (owl limpet) is the source of this 885-nucleotide messenger RNA. RefSeq lists its product as hypothetical. NCBI's taxonomy places the organism in Eukaryota, Metazoa, Mollusca, Gastropoda, Lottiidae. The transcript has 4 exons. Bases 9 to 857 code for a protein of 282 amino acids. The record is from RefSeq and is a predicted model, not a curated record.
CGAACAAGAUGAUCCCCUUGUUCUUACUUGCAUUGGUGGUCACAUCAUUUUGUAAACCAUAUGAGGUCAAAUAUGGUCAAAGCGAUUGGUCGGCUGCAAUACAGCCGAGUAAAUCUUUAGAUUACCAAUCAAAGUUCCAUAAACCAACGCACUACUUCCGAUCGAGUUACAAUGAUUUCCGGCCAAGUUACUAUAAUUUCCAACCAAGUAACCUGUUUAUAAGAGGCAAAAGAUCAGUUAAUGGUUAUCAGUUCACGUCUGGCUACUACCAACCAUAUACGUAUUACUCGCAGUACAGCUCUGACUAUUACACGUCUGACUAUUACCCACAUUACAGCUCUGACUAUUACACGCCUGACUAUUACCCACAGUACAGCUCUGACUAUUACCCACAGUACAGCUCUGACUAUUACCCACAUUACACGUCUGACUAUUACCCACAUUACAGCUCUGACUAUUACACGUCUGACUAUUACCCACAGUACAGCUCUGACUAUUACUCACAUUACACGUCUGACUAUUACCCACAGUACAGCUCUAACUAUUACACGUCUGACUAUUACCCACAUUACACGUCUGACUAUUACACGUCUGACUAUUACCCACAGUACAGCUCUGACUAUUACAGGCCUGUCUAUUACCCACAGUACAGCUCUGACUAUUACAGGCCUGUCUAUUACCCACAGUCUGACUUGCCUCGUCAUAGUGACAAUCCAAAUGAUUUCGUUCCAGAUUCUCAAAAUAAACAAGCAAUUCUUCUCGAGUUGGAAGAUAUAAAGAUAGAAGCUGAAGAAGCAGCCAAUGCUGCCAAAGAAACACACGAUAGAAUGAACGAUGGAAUAAAUAUCAUUGGAUAAUGAAAGGCAUUAAACCAUUUUGUCUCUA